This is a messenger RNA of Lentinula edodes (shiitake mushroom), 1192 nucleotides long. RefSeq lists its product as uncharacterized. The transcript is spliced from 15 exons. The record is from RefSeq and is a predicted model, not a curated record. Lineage: Eukaryota; Fungi; Basidiomycota; Agaricomycetes; Agaricales; Omphalotaceae. The coding region runs from base 260 to 919 and encodes 219 amino acids.
CUGCGCUUCACAAGGCCUUCCAAGCUUCCGGUCCUCCUCAAGCAGACUUUACCGGGUCACUCUACCCCUCAACUCGUCUCUCAUGGUUCCAACAAAGUAGAGCUCAGUCGGAACCUAAAGACGCGCUAAAGUUUUUAAUUGAAUAAGUGCGACCUCAAGAGUACAGAAAUAAAACAUUGAAUGCUCGAGUGCCUGAGGCAGUCUCUAUUUGCCGUUCACCAAAGUAUAUCUAUGGUUGUCAUCGCUCGAAUUUUGACCAAUGUCGAAGCUACUCUCCACAAGUACGGUGCCCCUCUCAGAUCUUGGCCGAGUUCUUGUUCGUGCUGGUGCUCUGGGGAGCAUAACUCUUUUGGUCUAUGACUACUUCUGUACACUCUACCAAGAGAUCGAGCUUGUAUGGAGAAGUCCUUUUAGCUUGGCUUCAAUGAUGUUUUUCCAUUUCUGCCGAAGUACUCUGCACUCAUGCUUAUUUCAAGCUCAAGCAAUCUCUUGGCUCAUGUUUAUCGGAAUCGUUAUCUCUGAACUGAUUCUGACGCUGCGCACUUACGCUGUUUUCCUUGUUCCGGCAAUCGUAUUCACUGAGCUAGCAGUAAGCUCACUGCGAUUCAUAUCCCACGGAGGAUGUCGCAUGACUUCCGCGAGCAACAUCAUCUUCCUUGCCUUCUGUCUCCUGACAAUAUAUGAAUCAAUACUCGCAAUACUCAUCGCUAUCCAAGCGUGCAAACACUUAAGGCAAACGCGAUCCCCUUGGGUCACCAAGCUCUACAAAGAUGGGAUCAUGUUUUAUGUCUAUCUUCUCGUACUAUCAUGCGCGAAUAUCGUCUCAUGUCUGUUAGCGCCGGUGAGCGAUACACCAGUUCAAUGCUUGUUCUAUCAAUAUUCCUCACGACCAUGCGUACACCUACCGUUCAGGCAUUAGGGCCGUGGCUCCAAGCGUAAGUUCAAGUUUAUGAGAUCAACUUCCAAAAUCAUCAUCACUCCGUAUAGACCCCAACGCGUUGUACAUUCCGUACUUUGCACUCGUGUUCUCUUCUUGAUAUUCCAGAGAAACUUUCCCUCAACCCGGGCUACAAUGGUCAGCGAAGAACAGGAGCUCCCGGUGGUCACCUUAACUGAAAUAUUGGAGCUGGAGGAUAUGUAAAGUAUGUAUCGUUCAAGUUGAGUGUAGCCUAACCGUCGCUAUAAUAUCAUU